GGACCGGGGAUCAAGAUGAUACGGUAACAUGGCGUAUAUCGAUUCAGCUCUGCUUCUAACAGAACAUGAUCAGAUGCAGCUCCGCUGUGAUAUUGAGCCUGAAGGACGGUCCUGAAAUUGGGAGCAAACUCAUCAAUCAUUUUUCUUCGCCCAUCCUUUGCUUCAUCUGGGACUCGAAUUCUUCCUUGCUCUGUUGAGUCUUGUCCACCAGCAGCAAUCAUGAAAGUUACUCUUUUCCUCGUUCUUGCUCACCUCUCCGCCGUCUUGGCCGGGGGAUACCAAGGAUGUCUUGAGCGCGUGCUGCUGUUCAAUGCCUAUGAGAUCGAUGGGCUCAACGACGAGGCGGACCAGACGAUCGGCUUUAAGUGCGCCAAACCAGAUACGAAGAAUAAAUCAUGCUCCAAGUGGAAUGCUUGCACGCCAAAGAGGAACUCGGGUCGCACCCGGUGCAACUUCGACGAACUCAUGGUGUUCCUGGGCAAGGCUCCUACUCAAACCGGCUGGUCCGUCGAUGAUUCUGAUGGGAAGUUGGAUCCCGAGGGGACGGCCAAGCAAUGUUAUAAGAUCUUCACGACCGCCCCAGGGAAGAAUCCCAAGGUGGUCAACUUCCCGCCUCACGUAGCCGCAAAAGAUGCGUGGGAGUACAACGACUACAUCAAGCGCAUCACCAACACAGUCAACAAUACGUACAAGAACAAAGGGAACAUUGGAAACCGGGGCCUCUGGACGAGCUUCGACACGACUAUGGCCAAGGUCAGCGAGGCGCGGGCCGGAGACCAUGGCCCUCAUCUCAUCCAGGCAGCCAAUGACGCGCUAAGUAGCAAGAUGGACAUACAGACACAGGACCUAGGAAGUGGGAAAAAUCCUGCUACUGGCGAAGUGUGGAAAACUGUGGAUUGGAAAGAGACGGCCAAACAAGCCAAGGCCAAGGGCGUGCCUGACGUCGACAAAGAGAUUCAGGGGUUUCUCAAGGACUUCUAUGGUGGGACCAAUAAGCAGGCAAGGGACCACCGCGUAGUGAUACAGUCAUACAAGCGGGCGACGGACAAAAGCCUGAGUUGUCGUUAAGAUGGGCAAUUUGGAAGCGGUUAUGUGUAGCACAGUAGGGAAGGUUGGAGGAGGCAGAGCAUGGGAAAGGGGAACAGGAUAGAUAGCACGGAUGUAGUAUACAGAGCGAUACGAUU
Messenger RNA from Annulohypoxylon truncatum, 1184 nucleotides. RefSeq lists its product as uncharacterized. NCBI's taxonomy places the organism in Eukaryota, Fungi, Ascomycota, Sordariomycetes, Xylariales, Hypoxylaceae. The transcript has a single exon. Bases 220 to 1068 code for a protein of 282 amino acids. The record is from RefSeq and is a predicted model, not a curated record.